AUGCCGACGUCGGUACCCAACGACGUCGUCUCCGAGAUACUCUCCUGGGCGCCGGUAAAGUCGGCGUGCCGGUUCCGGUGCGCGUCCACGGGGUGGCGGGCGCUCAUCUCCGACCCCGCGUUCGUCGCGGCGCACAAGGCCCGCACGGAGCCGCAGCUCCUCAUCGUCGCCAACUCCUUCCAUGGCGUGGCCAGCGGAGGGCGGCGCCGCCGCCGUGACCUGCGGCUGCUGGACACGGACGGCAGCGUCGUGAGGGUGGUCAAGUCCGCAGGUGACCUAUGGACCAUCACCUCCGGACCUCGCGGCCCCGUCUGCGCCACCCGCGUCGGCGGCGUCCUCAACGUGAUCGAUCUGGCCACCGGGGACGUGCUCGUGACCUCCACGGAGAUGGACGACGGCGGAGCGUCCUACGUCUUUGGCAUCGGCUACGCUGCCCCGUCAGGCAAGUUCAAGGUGGUCCGCCUCACGAGCAUGUACAGUUAUGCUGAUCCACCGGAGUACACCUGCGAUGUUCUCACGUUGGAGGACGGCGCCAGAACAUGGUGGCGGAGGGAGUCACCACCAAUUAAAGACCGUGUCCGCUUUCACAAAAACUCUGUGGUCACCAUAGAUGGUGUGCUCUACUUCCUUUACACUUACAGCUCGGUGCCACCGCAGGUGGGCGGGUACUGUGUCCUCUGCCUUGACCUCGAGACCGAGGAAUGGAAGAGGUCCAUCAAGGCCCCGGUGAGGCUACAAGAGUUGAGAUCAGAGACCCGUAUGGUCGAGCUCAAUGGCACCCUUUGUAUGGUUCAGCCAGAGGGACGUGGGACCAAACAUGCUUGCACGACCAUAUGGCUGCUGACUGAUUUGGCCGAGGGCACUUGGGUCGAGGCGUAUAUGAUCCCGAUGGCUCGAACCAUUGAUCUAGUGAUACCUUUCAGGGUGAUGCAUCAUGGUGGAAAGCUAAUGUGCUAUUGCUUUCUUAAUGGACCAACUCCGACGCUACAAGUCUAUGAUCCGCUCAAUGGGACAUGCACACACUUGGCGGAUCUUCCAGGUAACCAUUUGGGUGACGUUGCUUUUUGUGACUUGCACUUGGAAUGUUAUAUACGUUCCACCUAA
This is a messenger RNA of Triticum turgidum subsp. durum (durum wheat), 1104 nucleotides long. The record is from the annotation of a GenBank genome assembly. NCBI's taxonomy places the organism in Eukaryota, Viridiplantae, Streptophyta, Magnoliopsida, Poales, Poaceae.